UGAGACUACAGUUCGGACAUGAUGGAUCGUAAAAAGAUAAUUAGAAAAUAUACUAAGUUACUUAUUCCACUAUUAGUAGAAGAAUUAAAUGAACUGCUGCAAACUGUUUUUAAUGAAUUAGAGGUAGAAGAUCCUGAUGAAUUAAGAAUGCUUUUAAGAAUGGAUGUACAACAUUUUGAUACAUUGUUAGAAAAUAUUACUCCAUUGAUACAGAGGGAAGAUACAGUCAUGAGAGAAGCUAUAACUGCAAAGACUAAACUACAAAUAGCGUUAUGCUAUUUGGUAACUGGCGCGAGCUACCGUUAUUUGCAGGCUUUUUACAGAGUAUCUCGGGCUGCAAUAUCAUCACUUAUACCGGAAGUCAUGGAUGCAAUAUUUACUUAUUUGGAAAAUUAUUUAAAGGUACCGCAGAAUAAUGAAGAAUGGAAAGAAAUAGAAUUAGGCUUCAGAACAAGGUGGAAUUUCCCUGGUUGCCACGGCGCUAUAGACGGGAAGCAUGUGAUAAUUCAAGCACCACCGAAUUGUGGAAGUGAAUAUUUUAAUUACAAGGGUUCCAACAGUGUGGUUUUGAUGGCUGUGGUUGAUCACGACUAUUGUUUUCGAUAUGUAAAUAUUGGGGCUAAUGGAAGAAAUUCAGAUGGCGGGAUAUUCAAAAACAGCAAAUUACGUAGUGAUCUUGAGAAUAAUUUGCUUCCAAAAGGAGGAUUUUUAGUUGGAGAUGAUGCGUUUCCACUAAAAUCAUAUUUAUUAAAACCAUACAGUGGCACAAAUCUUUCAACGAAACAAAAAAUAUUCAAUUACAGAGUCUCUAGAGCACGAAGAAUCGUCGAAAAUGCAUUUGGUAUUCUGGCAAGCAGGUUUAGAAUUUUUCAAAAACCCAUACCAACUAAUGACCAAACCACCGAUAAAAUUAUUCGCGCCUCAUGUGCGCUGCACAAUUGGUUACGUCUCACAAGUCCCGGCCAUUACUUUCCAAGGGGUUGUGUUGAUGAAGAAGAUAUAGAUUCGGGAUCCGUUUCUGAGGGGAGUUGGAGGCGAGAACUUAUAGCUACUUUGCCAACUAUCACUGAUCAUAGCGCCAACAAUGCAGCACGUACAGCAAGGGAGCUUCGAGAUAAAUAUGCAGAGUUCUUCAGUGGGGCAGGUGCCGUAUCGUGGCAAAACAGAAUGAUUUCAUAAUUUUAUUUAAGAAAUAGGGAAAACUAGGGACACUUCAUCCCUAGGCGACAUAUUUUAACGAUGUUAUAGAUAUUUUAAUCGGUAACAACAGUAGAAAUCUCCCAAAUGUACGGUGAACUGGUAUUUUUUCAUGAUAUUUGGGCCGAAAACUACUCUCCCUGAUAUUAUAUCAGGAAGAGUUGAUUAUUUAUUAAUUUAUGACCUGAAAUAUAAAAAUAACUUGGCCUCUUUCGAAUGUUUGAUAAAUAUUGAAAGAACCAUGCCCAUUUUUGCCCCAGAAACGCCCAGAUAAAGUAAAUUACAAGAUUGAGGUAAUAAAUAAAAAUUUGAAUUAAAUUGUUAAUUUUAAGUCCUAAGAAGCACUGGAUAAAAAAUAAAAAAAAUACGACUUUUUGUUGACCACCGAUCGGGGCUUUUGACAGAAUAAUGUUUCAUUCAUGCUUUUUGCAUUUAUCACGGUCUGGAAUCAUGUCUUUUGGCCGGUUUAUUCACUCGUUGUGUUUUUACAAAUUAUUUUGAAUAAUGAUAAACUAGUAUUAUAGUGUUGCUGUUUUAUUUGUAUAUUAAUGAUACUAUCGGUAAGAUUAACUUCAUAAUAAGUAACCGCAUGUAAAUUAUCUUACUAGUAAAAAAUAUGAAACGUUAUUUUUUUAACAUCUUUUAAGACUGGCAACACUGAUUCAUUCAUUCACUCUGCGUCUGCUGCUGUGUUUACGUUUACUCCGAUUGUGCUUUUCCGUUCAAUUUAAAAUCUACUUCGGCUACGUUUUAUGGAUAUUGAUAGUGUCGUUUUAUUCAGUGACUUCGGCUUUUCUUAUACGGACUUCGUUGUGUUUUGUGAUUUGGACUUUUCGUUUGUGACACAAAAUGUUGCGUUGCUUGAACUGUGGGUUACGCGUUCAACGCAUACAGAGGCAUGUUGUUACAACUUUGCCUCAAGAGUUGCUAAUUAUCUUGUCUAUUUGGCUGAGAAUUGAAUAUGUAAGUAUCAUUAUUAUAUACAUUCAGAAUCUGCAGGACGGUUAUACACGGUGUAGUUUUGAAACUACAAUAUAUCAGAAGAUUGUAAUAAAACUCAUAAAUAAUUAUGUAAAAAUACGAUACUUCGUCAAAAAUCAAUAAUACUUUAUAAUACUUGUUAUUUUAUUUUUCUAAUUUUAACUGAUUUUCAGAAUAACUAACAUAAUUACCUUCUGAAAUAUCGUGCAACUUCAAAACUAUACCUUGUAUAGAGUAUGCAUGCACGAUAACUUGAAACGUGACUGCGAGAAAAAUAUAUUACUUAAUACAGUCGAACUUCAACUCUUAUCGUGGACGUGUAAAAUAUUUUUUUUGUUUUCUUAGUUAAUCAUUUCUUAUGGUAUGUGAGACCUACUAACACCGACUGUUUUGUUUUCAGCUCCCUAUGGAAGAUGUAAUAUGUCAUGCAUGUUAUGUAUUCUUACAAAAUGCUGAUGUAAACACACCUAGAAUAUUAGGUCAUACUAAUAUCUGUGCUGGCUGUGGCUGUUCUUUGAAUGAAGCUAGACUUCAUUCUCUCGAAGAAAAUGGACCAUUAUAUGAUUUUUUUCCAUGGAUUAGAUCAGUACAGAAUGGAAGAGAUAGCUAUGCUGUUUGUCAUAAUUGUUGGCGGCGAGCUAGCCGACAAUUUGAACAAGAUUCUCAACGAGAAAUGGCUAUACCACAAUUGCCACCUGUACCUGCUCCUGCUCCAGCACCUGCCCCUGCUCCGGCACCUGCCCCUGUCCCGGCACCUGCACCUGCUUCUGCCUCUCAGCUGGGCCAGAGAUCAGUUGGAAUGGUCAAUUUACCUCAUUACAAGAGAGCUGCUAGUACAUCAAGACACUGCAUUUAUUCCGACUGCGGUUAUGUACCUAUGCAUUUAAUACCAACAUUUAUUAAAAAUAUGUUAAUUGUAGAUUACAACUAUUAUGUGCCCCGGUAUUCACGUGUUUGCCAUCACCAUUUGUAUUCUAAUACUUGGCGUGAAUUACCAGAACAAUCAUCUUCAAUAUCAAGUUUUAGUAUAAAUCAAAUAGAAGAUUUAGUUAAUAUGGCAAAACAAAAACUGUCACAUUUAAUUUUGAAUGUGUUGAAGAAAUGCCCAACCACAUAUGCCAUUAUUGGACUGGACUGGAAGUGUCUGAAUUCAUUAUUUUAUUUAAUGAGUUACCUUUAGCUAAUCAGGUACCAUCACCAAAAUCUGCUUUGGCUAUCUUUUUAAUUAAAAUGAGGACAGGGGACAGUAACAAGAGAUUGUCUUCAUUAUUUAAUAUACCUCGAUCAACUAUGGAGAGGCACAUGAACAUUGUACGCUUAUGUUUUAUGGAACAUUUUGUACCAUUACAUAUUGGAUUGCAGCAUCUUAAUAGAGAAGAUGUCAUAAGAAGAAAUCUGAGUAUUCUAAAUGCUUUGUUUGGCAAUCCAAAUGGCUCUGAUCAAACCAGACCUGCAAUCACAAUAUGUGAUGGCACUUACAUAUAUAUUGAAAAGAGUUCCAAUUAUUUCUAUCAAAAGGAAACUUAUAGUUUACACAAAUAUGUGAACCUCGUUAAACCAUUUCUUUGUGUGUGUACAGACGGGCACAUUAUUGAUGUGAUCGGCCCUUAUGCUGCCACUCAAACCGAUGCAGAAAUAAUGAAAGAUUUAUUUACUGAUGAAUCUGGACCCAUGCGAUCAUUUUACAGAGAGGGAGAUGUAUUUAUACUCGACCGAGGAUUCAGAGAUGCGAUCCCACUGUUGGAGGCCUGUAAUUAUAAUGUGCAGAAGCCUGAGUCGUUAAAUGAGGGAGAACGACAACUAACAACUAUUCAGGCAAACAAAAGUCGAUUAGUGACAUUAUGUCGAUGGGUAGUGGAAGUAGUCAACGGACGAUUUAAAAGGGACUUUAUUUCGCCAGGAUUUUUUUAAUAGAGCUCAUGCACAUUUAAUGAGUGAUUUUAAAAUUGCAGCUUCAUUAAUUAACAGAUUUCACCCCACGCUUCAAGAUCGGCCAGAUGCUUCUCUUAUUAUAGAAAGAGCCUUGAGGUAUCAACAUACUCCUAAUUACUUAGCAGAAUUUGUAACAAAUUAUAAUUUAAACAGGCGAUCGGUUAUGUUUAGACGCAUAGACGGCAGGUUUCCUCAAUUAAAUAUAUUUCCCGUAUUUAGUUACUCAGAAUUGAUUAUUUUCGCAUUGGGCCCAUAUCAGGUAAAACAAGCACGAUCAUAUUAUGGCGAACAUGUUCGACAAAAUGGCUUGUAUGAAAUUGAAAUAUGUCCUGAGCUGGAACACUCUGAAGAAAUGGUUGCGGCCGUUGGAGGAAAUAGACCUUAUUUAUUAAGGGGUCGAAUCCAGUCGCGCCAUGUUGGUCGGCGUAAAUAUUUUACGUAUAUUUUAAUUGACACUCAGCCCUCGAGUAGUAAUUGCUUAGAUGCAAUAUUAGGUUACUGUUGCAACUGUCUCGUGGGUAACAGAACAGUGGGAUGCUGUUGCCACGUUAUGGCCAUAAUAUGGUAUUUGGGUUGGGCUAGACACCAAGACAAUAUAUCGCCGCCAGCAUCAUUCUUAGACAAUAUAUUACUUGUAAUUGAAGAAUAAAACAUUUAACACUUA
Messenger RNA from Spodoptera frugiperda (fall armyworm), 4774 nucleotides. Its product is annotated as putative nuclease HARBI1. NCBI's taxonomy places the organism in Eukaryota, Metazoa, Arthropoda, Insecta, Lepidoptera, Noctuidae. The record is from RefSeq and is a predicted model, not a curated record. Bases 19 to 1179 code for a protein of 386 amino acids. The transcript has 3 exons.